AUGCGAAGGUUUACCUAUAGCGCUCGCGAUCAAGAAAAAUUAUACACUAACGGUUUGUGCGUCAACGGUGCAAGACUACGUUUAUUAAAAAACCUGAAAAAGUGUCGAGCUAACAAAAAUAUCCAAAUAAACGACGUGGACAUAGAUGAUCAAGCAGACAUCACCACAACAGUGAAAACCCAUCAAAACCACUUGAGGAAGGAAGAAGAUAAUCAAAGGAAAACCUUGAAAUUGAAUGUGACCGAUUGUAAAAACAGCCAAGUGUUCAACAAGCAACUGCGCCAGAUAUACGAAACCAUAGAAGUACACGAUUUUGAAAGGAUUCUGAGCGAUAUCUAUCAAAGCGAAUCCUUCAAAAAACAAGCCAAAAACAAAGCAGAUGACAUACUGACGAAAAUUAACGCCGAAGAAAUAUACCAAGAACAUUUUGGGCAAUACGUAGACUAUCUGAAGAAUGUGACUAACAACAUCACUACCAGCUAA
Molecule: messenger RNA, 483 nt
Organism: Phaedon cochleariae (mustard beetle)
Lineage: Eukaryota; Metazoa; Arthropoda; Insecta; Coleoptera; Chrysomelidae
Source: the annotation of a GenBank genome assembly